CAGCAGACUGAGGGGAACACACACAGACUCUCCACUCCAACAUGAGGACCUUCAUCCUGACUACCAUCAUCUUCUUUAUCAUAACUGAGGUGUGGACAGCAGAUGCUUCCUCCUCAGUGGAGAGACCCCGUAAAAAACGAGCCUGGAUAGUUGAUUUUGGACCUAUGAGCUUUAACCUGGAGGAGGAGCAUGAUGGGGUGUUCCCGCACACACUGGGACAGCUAAGUGUGGAGAAGGAUUUACUUGCUGGAUGCUUCCUCUCCGGACCCGGCGUUGAUGAGGAGCCAAUGGACCUUUUUCAACUUGACCAGAACCGUGCAGUUAUUGAGGUCAAUGAAAAAGUGGACUAUGAGAAAAACAAGAAUUUCACGCUCAGACUGGGAUGCAUUAGCUCUGAAAAUGUGCACACAAGAUUAGAAGUGGAAGUCCAGGUUCUGGAUGUUAACGACAAUGCCCCUGUUUUUGAUAAAGCGAGCUACGAAACCAACGUCAAAGAAUCAACACCACAAGGCACAGAUUUGGUGAAGGUGCAAGCGCUGGAUCUGGACGACAGCAGUACAGGAAAUGGACUCUUCACUUUCACAAUCCUUUCUGUUUCUCCAGAAACCACAAAUCUUGAAUUCUUCAUUAAACAACAGAGCCAAACUGGAUGGAUCUCAUUCAGAGGAUGUCUGGACUACGAGGAGGCCCAGAAGUAUACAAUAGUAGUGGAAGCAAAGGAUCAUGGAGAACCUGUGCAGCAGUCCAGCACGGCAACAGUUACAGUCAACAUAAUCGACAGCAACGACCACAAACCGGAACUGUCUGUCAAAAUGGGCAGUGGAAUGGUGAAGGAAAGAGAGACCGGAGUGGUCGUUUACAUGCUGGAGGUAAAAGAUGGAGACCACCAAGGGUCUGCAGGCUGGAGAGCUAAAUACACUCUUCAUGGAGAAAAAGCAAAGAACUUUAAGAUCGAGACUGAUCUGAAAACUAAUGAUGGGAUCGUAUCUGUAGUAGCACCAUUGGACUUUGAGGAGAGCCCUGAGCUGACACUGUCUGUCAGUGUAGAGAAUGAGGAGCCACUCUUCUCCUGUAAAGUAAAGCAUCGGCAGAGUAGCGGCCUGUGGGAUGUGGAUUAUUUCAGAGACGUCUCCAGCUCUGCUCCGCUGAGCUUUCCCAUCACUAUCACAGUGGAGGACACUAAUGACCCUCCAGAGCUGACACACGCUGUAGAACAUGUGACCAUCAUGGAGAACACCACAGCUGGACAGAUCCUGUGGACAUUUACAGCAAUGGACCAGGAUAGCAGCUCACCUGCAGACUUCAGAUUCCUUAAAGGAGAAGAUGUAGAUAACUGGGUGACUGUGGACUCAGAGACCGGCCAAGUGUCUACAGUAAAAGUUCUGGAUAGAGAAUCACCUUUUGUCAAAGACAGCGUUUACAGUGUCACUAUGUAUGUGGUCGACAAAGGUGAACCUCCAAUGACGGGCACAGGAACACUGGUUAUCCACCUGCUUGACCAGAAUGAUAAUCUGCCUGUACUGGAGAUGAACACGCUCAGUAUGUGUUUAUCUGACACGAUCACGGACAUCACCGCUGUGGAUCUAGACUUGCCUCCAUUCAGCAGCCCCUUCAAUUACGAACUCCUUGGGGAUGUGAAGGAGAAAUGGAGGAUUGAACCCAGCUUUGGUACGACUGUGUCUCUGGUGAAAGACAGCAGUGUGCAUUCAGGUCAUUAUGAGCUCCGUGUGAAGAUUGCAGAUUCUCAGGGGAAAUUCUCAGUCCAGGAUCUGACCGUCAGUGUUAAUAACUGCUCUAUAGCAUACAGUGGCCGAACUGGAAAAGGACCUACAGUGCGUCUUGGUGCCCCCGCCAUCGCAAUCAUCCUGAUCUCUGUGUUGCUGGGCAUCCUGCUAGUGAUGUUCUCAUUGUUCUUCUGCGCACAUAAGAAAGACAAACUCCUGAUGAUGGAAAUACAGGAUGUUGAAAGUUCUCUGAUUCCUUAUAAUAUUGAAGCUCCAGGAACCGAUGCUAGCGACUCACUGCAAAAAUGGAUCUGGACUCAAACUCUUGAACUGAAACUACAAAAAUAUCUCCAAACUCAAACUUUGGAAUGUCUCCCGUCUUGGCACUGACAUUCCAUUUCCAUGUAACAUAUCCAGUGUCUGCAGUCCAUCUUCAAACUAUCCCCAGAAUUUGGAUUCAAAGUCCAAAACAGCUCUAAUAUCUGGACUCAAACUCCAAAACAGCUCUAGCAUCUGAACUCAAGAUCACAAAUAGCUCCAGCUUAUGACCUCAAGCUCUAAAACAGCUCUGGCAUCUGGACUCAAACUCCUAAACAUCUCCAGAACCUGCAACCAAACUCCAAAACAGCUUCACCAUCUGGACUCCAAAAUAUCUCAAGGAUCUGGAUUCUAUUUUCAGGACUAGUCAGUAUCUAGACCUAAUAAUAAUCUAGAUCUAAUAAAGUGACUAACCUGCAAAACAAGUGAAGGUCAAAACACAUUGACUAUGAAGACUAACAGCAACAACUGUGAAAGACAAAAACAGUGAUGAGAUGAUCUUAUUAGGUCGCAGCCAUGGUUGCAAGCCUGAGAUCUCUCACCACUCAACUGAAGAAGAAUUUAUAUGUAGUAAAUUACUUCACACACACACACACACACACACACACACAC
Molecule: messenger RNA, 2654 nt
Organism: Pygocentrus nattereri (red-bellied piranha)
Lineage: Eukaryota; Metazoa; Chordata; Actinopteri; Characiformes; Serrasalmidae
Product: cadherin-like protein 26
Exons: 13
Coding region: 42-2114 (690 amino acids)
Biological process (GO): cell-cell junction assembly; adherens junction organization; homophilic cell-cell adhesion
Cellular component (GO): plasma membrane; adherens junction; catenin complex
Molecular function (GO): cadherin binding; calcium ion binding
Source: RefSeq, a predicted model, not a curated record